Agrilus planipennis (emerald ash borer) is the source of this 3072-nucleotide messenger RNA. RefSeq names its product transmembrane protease serine 9-like. The coding region runs from base 427 to 3072 and encodes 881 amino acids. The record is from RefSeq and is a predicted model, not a curated record. Gene Ontology annotation, biological process: proteolysis. The transcript has 17 exons. NCBI's taxonomy places the organism in Eukaryota, Metazoa, Arthropoda, Insecta, Coleoptera, Buprestidae. Gene Ontology annotation, molecular function: serine-type endopeptidase activity.
UACCUAUUUCAAGUUAAACAAUUCAACAAUAAACAUUUAUAUAGAAUAAUAAUAACGGCGAUGAUUUCGUAAAGCCCUUGAUGCUACUACUGCUGCUGCUGCAGUUGCUGGUUCUGUGAUAAAACAAUUGAAAUUUUCUUUUUCAACAUACCCUUGACCUUUACUUAAGUCGAGUACUUACAUGUAAUAGAAGCCCGCAUUUUUCGCAUAACUAUUAUCGGCGAGACAUUGAAAUAAAAUAGGUUUUGCUAAAAUAUAUUAAAAUAUGGUCAAGGUGAUUGAGAGACCCCACCAAAAAAUAUUAUUGUUCGUAUUUUGUAUAAAAACAGUUCUGAAGAAUUUUGGAGUUCACAGUUCAACUCGCAAUCACAAACAAAUUGUAUACUUACCUAAAACAAAAGAAAAACAAAAAAGAAAUACAGAAAAAUGCCGGUCGUACGUGAAGUGAAGAUCGCGAUCAUUGCGGCCGUUGUUUUCUCACACGUCAUCUGCUCGACUGUUUUUGGUGCACCCAACGCCAAAAAGAUGCCACGAUCUAGAUUUCCAUCGAAUUUUAUUAACACAGACGACGAAUGCAAUUGUGAAUGUGGAAUGGCUAGUAGACAUUUGCGGGUCGUUGGAGGGAAUGACACCGAAAAACAUGAGUUCCCGUGGAUUGUAGGGCUUCUCCUGGACGGGGACUUCAUUUGUGGAGGGACUUUGAUUACCAGGAGGCAUAUUGUAACUGCUGCACACUGCAUAGAAGGAUUCGAUAAAAAUCAGGUUUCUGUGGUAUUCGGGGACCAUGAUCGCGAAGACGUGAAUCGUUUUAGCACAACAGUUAUCAGGGGUAUCGAAAGAUCUGUGAUACACGACGAUUUUAACGCUUUCAAUUAUAACAACGACAUCGCCAUUUUGGAACUCGAUGAUCCGGUAAAUUUCGACUACAAAAUACAACCGGCGUGUCUUCCAGAUUCAGAAUUUUCCGAUUAUGUCGGAAAAUACGCAGUGGUAGCUGGUUGGGGAAGGCUCAAAGAAAAGUCAGAAACUUCGGCCGUUUUACAAAAGGUUGUGGUGCCCAUUUGGUCCAAGGAAGACUGUUCUGGGUCAGGGUAUGGCGAAUUUCGGAUUACAGACAAUAUGUUUUGCGCCGGAUAUCCCGAAGGAAGCAAGGAUGCUUGCGAGGUAUCUAAUAUAGACCAGAAAAAAUGGACAGAUAGAUACACGAGUUAUCUGAUUAGGGUUCCGGUUUUCAUUCGGACAAAAACAAAAAAGAAAUACAGAAAAAUGCCGGUCGUACGUGAAGUGAAGAUCGCGAUCAUUGCGGCCGUUGUUUUCUCACACGUCAUCUGCUCGACUGUUUUUGGUGCACCCAACGCCAAAAAGAUGCCACGAUCUAGAUUUCCAUCGAAUUUUAUUAACACAGACGACGAAUGCAAUUGUGAAUGUGGAAUGGCUAGUAGACAUUUGCGGGUCGUUGGAGGGAAUGACACCGAAAAACAUGAGUUCCCGUGGAUUGUAGGGCUUCUCCUGGACGGGGACUUCAUUUGUGGAGGGACUUUGAUUACCAGGAGGCAUAUUGUAACUGCCGCACACUGCAUAGAAGGAUUCGAUAAAAAUCAGGUUUCUGUGGUAUUCGGGGACCAUGAUCGCGAAGACGUGAAUCGUUUUAGCACAACAGUUAUCAGGGGUAUCGAAAGAUCUGUGAUACACGACGAUUUUAACGCUUUCAAUUAUAACAACGACAUCGCCAUUUUGGAACUCGAUGAUCCGGUAAAUUUCGACUACAAAAUACAACCAGCGUGUCUUCCAGAUUCAGAAUUUUCCGAUUAUGUCGGAAAAUACGCAGUGGUAGCUGGUUGGGGAAGGCUCAAAGAAAAGUCAGAAACUUCGGCCGUUUUACAAAAGGUUGUGGUGCCCAUUUGGUCCAAGGAAGACUGUUCUGGGUCAGGGUAUGGCGAAUUUCGGAUUACAGACAAUAUGUUUUGCGCUGGAUAUCCCGAAGGAAGCAAGGAUGCUUGCGAGGGUGACAGCGGCGGCCCAUUGAACAUGAAAAAUAGUAAAGGAACAACAGAAAUAAUUGGGAUCGUGUCGUGGGGCAGGGGGUGUGCACGACCCAAUCUGCCCGGAAUUUAUACAAAAAUAACGAAUUAUAUGAGUUGGAUUCACGAGGCAAUCGAAGGCGAAUGCCUUUGCUCUGCUAGAAUAAACCCCAGAAUCGCGUCGAAAGCUCCUAGAGGAAAGUUCCUGUUCAACGAACUGGGAACGAUUGUCAAUUUUCUAACGGGAAACACAAACGACGUCGACGAUGAGGAAUACGACACCAAUAAAGUCAGAAAUUGCACAUGCGAAUGCGGUCUAGCGAAUCACGAAAACAGAAUAGUUGGCGGUAUGCCGUCGGGGGUGAACAGGUACCCCUGGAUAGCAAGGCUGGUCUACGAGGGGCACUUUCACUGUGGAGGUUCCUUAUUGACCGAAGAUUUCGUUCUAACAGCUGCCCAUUGCGUGAGAAGGGUGAAACGUUCAAAUCUUCGUGUCAUACUGGGAGACCACGACCAAUCCACCACGGACGAAGCCCCCGCGAAAAUGAGGGCCGUGGCCUCCAUAAUAAAACAUUACAAUUUCGAUUCUAAUUCUUACAAUCACGACAUUGCGUUGUUGAAACUGAGAAAAAAGGUCAAGUUCAGCGAAAACAUUCGGCCAAUUUGUUUGACGAGUUCAGACGAGGAUCCCGCUGGAAAAAUGGGAACUGUGGUGGGAUGGGGUCGUACCAUGGAAGGGGGAAUGAUACCCAACGUGGUGCAAGAGGUUCAAGUGCCCAUCUUCACGUUAGCCCAGUGCAGGGCUAUGAAGUACAGGGCGUCCAGGAUCACGAGUUACAUGUUGUGUGCGGGAAAGGGGUCCCAGGACUCUUGUCAAGGAGACAGUGGAGGACCGUUGGUCGUUUCGAACGGGAAUAAAUACGAAAUCGUUGGCAUAGUGUCAUGGGGUGUUGGAUGUGGAAGGCCUGGAUAUCCCGGAGUUUACACAAGGGUGUCCCGAUAUCUCAACUGGAUUGAAACAAACCUGGACGGAUCCUGUUUAUGUUCGUGA